AUGGACAGUCUCGAGAACUCUUUUAUCGCCGAUGCCGGUGCUUACGUCAAAGGCAAAUAUGCCAUCACUUCGACUGGAGUCGUCCGUAAAGGAACCGGUCGCGCUUUCAGUGUCGUACCAGAGGAACUGGAAUGGGAUGGAAAAGUCAUUGGACGAGGAGCUAGUGGCUGUGUGCUACGUUCCCGUCAUCGACCCACUAACACGCCGUUGGCUCUCAAGAUGAUCAACAUGUACGACAAAAUCAAACGUGAACAGAUUAUCCGAGAGAUCAACGCGCUUUUCGAUGCGAAAUGCCCAUGUCUUGUCACCUUCUUCGGUGCAUUCGUCCGUGACGGAGCGGUAGUGCUUGCUCUCGAAUACAUGGACGGUGGGUCAUUAGAAAACGUCAUUCAUCAGCUUGGUACGAUUCCGGAGCACGUCCUAGCCAGUGUAGCCUACCAGAUCCUCCACGCACUAUCGUAUCUGAAGACCAACAAAUGCGUACAUCGCGACAUCAAACCGCCAAAUAUUUUGCUCAACAGCCAGGGUCAAGUCAAGCUUUCAGACUUCGGCAUCGCCACCGAACUCGGCAACUCAAUGGCUAUGUGCGGCACUUUUGUAGGUACCUUUCGUUACAUGUCCCCCGAGCGGAUUCAGCACACGCAGUACAGCUAUAGCUCAGACACGUGGAGUCUUGGUCUCGUGCUUAUGGAGGCUGCCACGGGUGUCUAUCCGUAUCCGAACGACAAAACAUGCAUCGAUAUGCUGCAGAGCGUACUGGAAGCACCGCCACCUGCUCUUUCACCGCAAGAUUUCUCGCAAGAUUUUUGUGCAUUCCUGCAUCAAUGUCUGCAAAAGAAUCCGCUAGACCGCGCAUCAGCCGAUACCUUGCUUGAAUCCCGUUGGUUACAGCGCUGUGGAGCAGUCACUAAUGCACUCCUGCUGUUUGUUUCACAUCCAGACUUAGAGAGCUCAAUCGCUAAUGUGCGGCAUUGGAUCGACUCGCUCCAAUAA
Messenger RNA from Peronospora farinosa, 993 nucleotides. NCBI's taxonomy places the organism in Eukaryota, Oomycota, Peronosporomycetes, Peronosporales, Peronosporaceae. The record is from the annotation of a GenBank genome assembly.